This is a messenger RNA of Naegleria gruberi, 1656 nucleotides long. RefSeq lists its product as uncharacterized. Lineage: Eukaryota; Heterolobosea; Eutetramitea; Acrasida; Naegleriidae. The coding region runs from base 1 to 1656 and encodes 551 amino acids. The record is from RefSeq and is a predicted model, not a curated record. The transcript has a single exon.
AUGAACGUAUUAGCUUUGAGUAGAUGGUCACGCUUAGUGUUGGCCAUUUACUUGUUUAUCUUAAUGGUUGUGAGUUACAACAUUCAACAUGUAUGUGCUAAAAGAAAUGAAGUAUCUAUUAUUGAAUGGAAAGGACUUGUGCUCAUCAAGGAAAGCUUGAACAUUCCACAAGAUAGCAUCCUAUCAAUUAAAGAUAAUGCUCAAGUAGUAUUCUACUCAUCAUCCAAUGUUACACAACCAAUCACUAUCAAUAUUAAUGGAAGUUUAGAAAUUGGAAAGCACGUACAAUUCAUGAGUUUGGAUGUGUUCCAAGGAACAAAACCAGUUCCAUCUUUCAACAAUGAAAUGUGGUCGUUUGUGUUGGAUGGCCAAACAAGACGCUUAGAUUUGGAUUCAGUAUCUGUUAUCAAGUCUCAAAGACUGAAGGCUGUUCAAACCUUUGACAUUCAACAAUCACUGGAUUCUAUUAAACUCAGUAAUUGCACAAUGAAUGGUGGAUACAACCUAUUUCGUAUCAUUAGUGGAGAACAUGUAUUCCAUGUAACUGAAUCAAAAUUUGAAAACAUGCAAACCGUCCUUUUGAUUGCAUUACCAGAAAAUGCUUGUCGAGUGACUGUUUCGAAUUGUUAUUUCUCCAAAAUAGGAAAUACCUUUGUCCACAAAGGAUCUGACAAUAAGAAUGCAAAGAAUUCAUUCACUGUUGAGAACACUGUUUUCGACAAUGUUGGGCAAGGUAUUAAUUCUGAGAGAGUUUCCCUUAAAUUGACAAAUGUUGACUUUAAAUGGUUCAAAUCCGGUAUAGUUUCCUAUAAUAUUACUGCAUUCAGAGUUAAAUUUGACAAUUUCAAUAUGAAAGAGAGUGGAAUAGCAAUUGCCAAUAAUCAACCAGAUGUAUCUAAUGGAGUUUUUGAUAUCCAACAAUGUACAUUCCAGAAUAUCCAUGGUCUUGCCGUAUUCAUGAAUUACAACAUGAAAUUAUUUCGCUUUACUAACAAUAAGGUGAUUAAUUUGACCCCAUCUUCUGGAUUACCAUCAAUACCUUUGAAUUUGAUUGGUGGACCAUUAUUCAAUUUUGAUUCAGUAGUUUUUGAACAAAAUGAAAUUGUAAAUUGUCAAGUCAAUGGAUUCUAUAGUAUUGUAAACUUUGACAAUAUUGGAGCCCUUUCGUUUGUACGUAACACUUUAACAGGAAACUCUGGUAAAUGUUCUCUCACUAUUAAGAAUGCAAUCAAUAACAACUUGAGGAUUGAAAAAAACAUUUUUGAUAGUGUCGAAACAGUCAAUGGAGAUGUCUGUGUGCAAAAAGCUAAUUCAAAGCUCAAUGUAAGCUUGAAUUAUUGGGGUAAGAAAGUUGAUAAAUCUCUUAAAUUGACUACAUCUGAAAUGAAUGAAAUCAUUUCCACUAAAUUGAGUCCAUCCAAGUAUUUUGAAUUUGUCCCAUACUAUUUGACAUCAAAUGUAAAUGACAAUGAUGCCUCCAAUUUAGGAGGAUAUAUCACUCCAGAACCAAGUAAGAAUUCAGAUAAUCUAGGUAUUAUUAUUGGAGCAUCAAUUGGUGGAGCUGCUCUCCUCCUUGUUAUUGUUGGUGUGAUAAUCCUUACUCUAGUAUUUUACAAUAGAAAGAAGAGAGCCUAUACAGAAAUUAGUUCCAUCUAA